GCCGAUGCAAGCAGGUCUUCAGAACAAAAAGUUUCCUCUGUGAAGACAAACGUGUGGGCUCUUUCUCCUGGGGUUGUGUGCAUACAGAGAUCCGAUAAUCGCGUUUUAUGUGUGAGCGCACGGAGGGUUGGACACAUUAAAGGAGCAUCAGGAGGCGGCAGAGACGCUUUACAGACGAAGCAAGAAAAGAGAGAAAGGGAGAGAGAGAGAUUAUCUCACUCUCCCAGUCGCAGUCGCAACCGGAUCACAUCCAGCUUGUCUCUCCACACGGUAAUAGCAGGACAAUGUCUAGUAAAGCGACUUUAGCCUUACUCAUCUAUGGAAUCAUAAUGCACUACAGCAUCCACUGCUCACCUCUCGGGCUAAACUAUCCUAACCUUAGACUUGAAAAUGAGGUUUAUGACGAGGAUGGAAAUUCGUUACCGGACUUGGCUUUUGACGGUGAUCAAAUUGCUAUAAGAAGUCCCCCAUCUGUGGCGGACGACGUGUACACUUUAUACUACCCACCGGAGAAAAGAACGGAAAGGCAUGCAGACGGAAUGUUUAAUAAAGCCUACAGGAAAGCGCUGGGUCAGUUAUCAGCAAGAAAAUAUCUCCAUUCUCUGAUGGCAAAGCGUGUAGGUGGAGGGAGCACCAUGGAAGACGACUCAGAGCCUCUGUCAAAGCGACACUCGGAUGGGAUCUUCACAGACAGCUACAGCCGCUACCGAAAGCAAAUGGCAGUCAAGAAAUACCUGGCGGCAGUCCUUGGGAAAAGCCCUGAAGACUUAGGUUUUCACCAUAUUCUACAAGACAUAGACUUUGAUGCCCUACCGGAUGGGGAUGAGUUUGAGGCUAUUUUGGGAGACUGGCUGAAACAGUUCUCUCCCGAAUUUCCGGCUUUGUGACGCAGGAUGCAGCUUGCGGCUGUGGUGCCUUGCUUCGACUUUAAAAUCGCCACGAAUCACAGAUGGCUAUUUUAGUAGCCC
Molecule: messenger RNA, 968 nt
Organism: Oncorhynchus nerka (sockeye salmon)
Lineage: Eukaryota; Metazoa; Chordata; Actinopteri; Salmoniformes; Salmonidae
Product: glucagon family neuropeptides-like
Exons: 7
Coding region: 285-887 (200 amino acids)
Biological process (GO): positive regulation of protein kinase activity; positive regulation of transcription by RNA polymerase II; neuropeptide signaling pathway
Cellular component (GO): neuron projection; perikaryon; extracellular region
Molecular function (GO): peptide hormone receptor binding; pituitary adenylate cyclase activating polypeptide activity; neuropeptide hormone activity
Source: RefSeq, a predicted model, not a curated record